ACGGCAAUGGCGCAACUCAAACUGGCAAUAAUCGGUCAAAGCAACUUCGCAGCCGAGGUUUACAAGCUUCUGAAACUAAACGGUCACCAGAUCACAGGGGUCUUUACCAUUCCUGACAAAGGAAACCGAGAAGAUCCUCUGGCCAUAACAGCAAAAAUCGAUAAUACUCCAGUUUUUAAAAUCAAGUCUUGGAGAAGCAAAGGAACGACCUUGCCGGAAGUGCUCCAGUUAUAUAAAGGAAUCGAAGUUGAUUUAAAUGUUCUUCCAUUCUGCAGUCAAUUCAUUCCCAUGGAGGUCAUCAAUCAUCCUCGUCAUCGUAGUAUAUGUUACCAUCCAUCCUUGCUACCAAGACAUAGAGGAGCUAGUGCUAUUACCUGGACUCUGAUAGAAGGAGAUGAUACUGCAGGUUUUUCCAUUUUCUGGGCCGAUGAUGGUCUCGAUACAGGACCAAUUUUGCUCCAAAGAUCGUGCAAAGUAAAUUCCAAUGAUACGUUGGAUUCUUUGUAUAAUAAGUUCCUGUAUCCCGAAGGGAUCAAGGCCAUGGCGGAGGCUGUAGAUCUUGUGGCCAAAGGAACCGCUCCUAUGAUUCCUCAAAUGGAAGAGGGAGCCACUUAUGAUCCUAUGAUGAAUAAAAAAGAACUUCAAAAAAUAAACUGGACCAAAUCUGCAAAACAAGUUCAUGAUUUCAUACGUAGUCUUGAUAGCACUCCAGGUGCUUGGACUAUUAUCGAUGGUGAAGAAGUUCGUCUAUUUGGUUCUACCUUAUGGAGUGGUGAUCAGAUACCCGAACACGAGAUUGAAGUGAAUGUAGAGGAUAGAUUGGGCAUCAUUCAUAAGGAUGGACUGUUAAUUAAAGCUGUUGAUAAUCACUUUGUCAAUGUGGAAAGAAUGAAAGUUGGAACUAGAACUAUUCUUGCGAGCAAAUUUGGUCAGAAAAGUGAAGAUACCACGAUUGAAUUCACUGAAGAAGAACAAAAGAUCAUAGAAUCCUUGAAACGAAUUUGGGAAGGUAUUCUAAACAUGGAUGUUAACGAGGAUACAGAUUUCUUUGCUUGCGGUGCAGGAAGUAUGGAUGUUGUAAGAUUAGUAGAAGAGGUAAAGGAUAAUUUGGAAGUGACUUUACAAAAUAUUGACGUCUUCAUGGCUCCGGUGUUUAUCCAGUUUGUAAAUAAAGUAGUUUUAACAGCACGAGGUAUCUCUGCCUCUAAAGAAAUCAAAUACGACGCUGUGAAAGUCGAAACGAACAAUAUGACUCUGAAAUUCCCUAGACAAUUAUUUAUUAAUGGAGAAUUUGUAAAUGGCCACGGAAAUCCUAUAGACACAAUUAAUCCUCAUGACGAAACAAUAAUCUGUUCUGUUGAAACCGGCACUGUGGACGAUGUGGAUAAGGCAGUUAAAGCAGCUAAGAAAGCUUUCGAAGAAGGAGAAUGGAGCAAAAUCAGCGCUAGAGAGCGUGGAGCUCUUCUUUUCAAAUUAGCAGAUCUAAUGGAGCAACAUAAGGAAGAAUUAGCAACCAUUGAGAGCAUAGAUUCCGGUGCAGUAUAUACAUUAGCCUUGAAGACCCAUAUAGGAAUGUCGAUCGAAACUUGGAGAUACUUCGCUGGCUGGUGUGAUAAGAUUCAAGGUUCUACCAUACCAAUAGCUCAUGCCAGACCAAAUCGUAAUUUAAUUACCCGAAAAGAACCUAUUGGUGUUUGUGGCCUGGUUACUCCUUGGAAUUAUCCUUUGAUGAUGCUCUCCUGGAAGAUGGCAGCUUGCCUGGCAGCAGGCAAUACUGUGGUAAUGAAACCAGCACAAGCUUCACCUUUAACAGCUUUGAAAUUCGCAGAAUUAAUUGCAAGAGCUGGUUUCCCACCUGGAGUGGUGAAUAUCGUACCAGGAAACGGAACUGAGACUGGAAAUGCAAUUUGUGAACAUCUUCUAAUUAGAAAACUGGGCUUCACUGGGUCUACGCAAAUUGGACAGUCUAUAAUGAGAUCUUGUGCAAAUAGUAACUUGAAGAAAGUAUCCCUAGAACUGGGUGGAAAAAGUCCCUUAGUCAUUUUCGAAGAUGCUGAUUUACAGCAAGCAAUUAAGAUUGCAAUAAGCAGCGUGUUUUUCAACAAAGGAGAAAAUUGCAUAGCUGCUGGUCGGCUAUUUGUGGAAGAGACAAUUCAUGACGAAUUCUUGAGAAGGAUAGUGGAAGAGACUAAGAAAAUUUCCAUAGGAAAUCCCCUAGAUAGAAGCACAGCCCAUGGACCACAAAACCAUGAAGCUCAUUUAAAUAAACUUUUGAAAUUUGUGGAAUGUGGAGUUAAGGAAGGAGCUAAAUUAAUUUAUGGUGGGAAAAGAUUAGACCGACCAGGAUGGUAUUUUGAGCCAACAAUAUUCACAAACGUGAAAGAUGACAUGUAUAUAGCUAAAGAGGAAUCUUUUGGUCCUAUCAUGAUUAUUUCUAAAUUCAGCUCAAAGAAUGUAGAUGAUAUGAUUGCGAGGGCGAAUGAUACAGAGUAUGGAUUGGCUUCUGGUAUCUUGACAAGAGAUAUCAGUAGAGCUCUUAGAUUUGCCGAGAAAAUAGAAGCUGGAACAGUAUUCAUUAAUACGUAUAAUAAAACAGAUGUGGCUGCACCUUUUGGUGGUUUCAAAAUGUCUGGUUUUGGUAAAGAUCUGGGUCAAGAAGCUUUAAACGAAUAUCUAAAAACAAAAACUAUCACUGUAGAAUAUUAGAAAUUAUUUCAUUUCAAUUUCAUUAUUCUUCAUCACAAUCUUGUCUUUCAUAUUUCAUGUAUUAAACAUGUGUUUGUAAAUUUUUACAUUUUUCAUAUCUAUAAUUUUUUUAUUUAUAUUAAAUUUUUUGAUUAUUUUAUA
This is a messenger RNA of Apis florea (little honeybee), 2847 nucleotides long. RefSeq names its product cytosolic 10-formyltetrahydrofolate dehydrogenase. Lineage: Eukaryota; Metazoa; Arthropoda; Insecta; Hymenoptera; Apidae. The record is from RefSeq and is a predicted model, not a curated record. Gene Ontology annotation, biological process: one-carbon metabolic process; biosynthetic process; 10-formyltetrahydrofolate catabolic process. Gene Ontology annotation, molecular function: oxidoreductase activity, acting on the aldehyde or oxo group of donors, NAD or NADP as acceptor; formyltetrahydrofolate dehydrogenase activity. Gene Ontology annotation, cellular component: cytoplasm.